Messenger RNA from Chara braunii, 4014 nucleotides. The record is from the annotation of a GenBank genome assembly. Lineage: Eukaryota; Viridiplantae; Streptophyta; Charophyceae; Charales; Characeae.
UCUGAUGGCCGCUGGCCGUUGAGGCCAAGAGGGGGCUGCUAAAGUGAUGAAGGACGUCGUGCAGUCGAGGAAGAGAAAGAGGAAGGCAACGACACCAGCUCCUCCUCUGCCUAAGAAGGGCAAAGUCCUUCGACAGACUUCCAUGACAGAGACGUUCGAUCCGGCGUGGCAACGAGAUUUUACGAACAAGUUCUUGCAGUGGUGGUACCUGAGCGGGAUUCCAUUCGAUCCGGCGUGGCAACGGGAUUUUACGAACGAGUUCUUGCAGUGGUGGUACGUGAGCGGGAUUCCAUUCGAGGCGGCGAGGAGGCCGGAGUACCAGGGAGUGAGGAAACGGUUGCUCCAGUGUCCGCCGUAUACAUAUCCUGCGUUGCCCACGCACCGUCUCAUUUCCGGCGACGGUAUUCCACAGCAGCAGCGAGUUGUGGCGGAGAUGGUGGUGGUCGUCCGGAAGGACAUUGCGGUGACGGGAGCGACCAUCCUCACGGAUGGUCGCAAGUCCAUCACUAGCGACCAGAUCGUCAACUUCCUUGCCGCUGGGCCCACGGGAGCCUACCUUUUCAGGACUGUGCAGCGCGACGGUGCUGUCCAAGAGACAGCCGAGGACGGCAGCCCCGGGAAGCUUGGGAAGAGGGAGGACACCAUCAUCAGGGCUCGAGCAGUCGUGUGGUUCAUCAGAGAGCACGGGGCGGCUCUCAGCCUUUACCGACGGUUCUCUGCCGCCUACCCCUCUUCCGCCUCCGCAGUUGCGGCCAGUUCCAGCGCUGCGCCACCCUCGUCUCAGCGGCGAGGCAGAGAGCUUGUGUACCCCGCACAGACGAGGUUUGCUACCCACUACUUGAUGCUGGAGAGGUUGUUGGAUCGUCGCCGAGCGUUGGAGGCAUUGACGAUGAGCGACGACUGGUUGCGGACUGCAUGGAGAAGGUCCAUUUUCUUGCAGGCUAGGUGGGUGCGUCAUCAGGUGCGGUACGCGCCAUUUUGGGAGCACGUGGAGGACAUCGUGGAGCUCAUGACGCCUGUGAUGCAGCUGUUACGCCGUCUGGACAGAGGGGGGCGCGUGAUGACUCGCAUGUGGUCGUGGGCGCUUGCCAUGAUCGACAGGGUGGCGAGGGCGAGACUGAACAGGAUGUCGAGGGAGGAGCUCAACAUCGUUGUUCAGGCUUGUCACGCGCGGGUCAAUCAUAUGUUGGAGCCCACACAUUGCAUCGCCCACCUCCUCAACCCUCGCCACAUGAGCAUUACGUAUUUUGGAGCGGCGAGGCGCAACGAGCACGACAAGACACUCGCGGAGGAGUCACUUCGAUACCUUCACCAGCAGACUGGGGGAGAUGAGGACUUGUAUCAGACACUGCGCACGCAGUUGGCUGAGUUUCUUAGCCGGGAGGGCGAUUGGACGUACGGAGGGGUUGAGGGUGACAGGGACGCGGCCUCCUGCAGAGGGGAGAAGGAGACGUCGCAGGUGGGGCAGUGGUGGGUAAAGCACGGGGACGAGGUCCCUCUCCUUCAGACUUACACCAUUCGCCUGACACACGCAUGGACGUGCGCCUCUCCAGCGGAGAGGAAGUGGGCCGUCCAUGAGUGUGUUCAGGUGAAGAAGCGUAACCAGCUUGGUUUUAUCAAGCUGGCUCGUUUGGUGGAGAUAUCCACCAACUUGAGAUUGAGUCGUUGUCAGGGGAGGGGUUCAGGGUACGUUCUACCAUGGGAGGACGCUGAGGAGGAGAUAAAGGAUAGCAUUCCUCCGCCUCGUGACGAGGGUGUUCGGCCAGCUGAUCGAGUCAUGGAGGCGCAGCGCGAGCGGCAGGUGCAGCGCGGGCGGAAGGACCGCCUUUCCAGGGCUCCGCCCAGCGUCGAGACAUAUUUCGGUCGUCGCGCCACGGUGCUCAUGCCGACUGAGUUGGACGCCGUGUACGAUCCCGAGCCGGAUCCUAUGGCUCAGGACCCAAUGGAGGCGGAGCUGUGGUCCGAUCCAGACGACCUGGCAGUGGAGUCUAAGCCCGGAGAUUUUGAUGAUGGUGGCGACGAUGAUCCUAGCGCCAAGAUGUUGCGUCCUCGGACGCAUCGUCCAGGACAUGGCGAGCAGGGGACGGGGACUCGCGACAUUGUUGACGAGCGAGACGACGACGACGACGAUGAUAGAGAGAGGUACGAGGGCAGUAGUGAGGACGAGGAUGAUCCCUCGUAUUCCCUGAGACGCGGACGUGGUGACGACGCCGACGCCGACGACGAGGGCGGCGAUGGUACACAGGCUGCAGGUGGUUUGCGGAGGUCGGGUCGACAUCGUGCCGACCGAUGUAGUGGUGCAGGCAGGGGGAACAGUAGUGCAGGCAUGGAUGUGGGGGGCGCAGGACACACAGGGGGUGCAGGCCGUGGUGGCGGAGGACGGGCGAGGCGAGAGUCUGCAUCCUCCACUCGUACUGUGCACUGGGUUGAUGAGGGUGCCGCGACAGGAGAGGUUGGCGCCGGGUCGACUGAGUUUGCUACUGCGUCGGCAGAGGGCGCUGCAGAGGCCGUUGCAGAGGCCGCUGGAGAGACCGCUGGAGAGUUCGCAGCGGCGUCUGAGGAGGUCGCAGGGGGCUUUGCAGAGGAUGCUGGCGAGGCUGCGCAGGUUGGGAGGGCUUCUGCGCAGUUGGGUGUCAGUUUCACUGGUAUUCUUGAUGUUUCGUUGGGGCCUCCUCCGACACUGGCAGGCGAGCGUGGCAGUGGUGACGCAGCGGCUACGCCCGUCAGUCAGAUACUCUGGGAUGUACCUUCAUGCAGCAUGGGUGACAUCAGUAGCAGCAUGUUGCAGGAGGCAGCAACGGGGACACAGUGUUCGUCGGGGCAGGAGGAGUGUGCAGCAGGGGACGGUGGGGAUUGUCGACCUGAGCAGGAGCGAGCGCCAGGGUCGGAGCAGGACAGGAUCGACCGCGAGGAGAGGGAGAGGGCGCAUGACUUGGCUAGCCGUUGCGAGCUGACACAGAGUAUUGCGUUGAGGGCACGGGCAGAGUGGAUGCUCGAGACGGGCGGUAGUGAGGGUCAUCAUGCGACGGACGAUGCAGUGCUUGAGUGCGGAGGCGCGGGCGCCGGGGAUGCAGGCGAGAGACCCGCGUCGACGGUUGACGGUGUUUGUAUAUUGCCUAUCGGUGGAGCCAUGACGGCGGAGGAGUUGGAGCGGCAGCUACGAGAGGACCCAUUGCAGGCAGAUCGGCGCGGACGGAUGGACGAGGCGUCGAGGAGGUUCAUGGCAGAGCGCCCAACUUACGUGCCCUGCAGCCCGUCAUUGCCAUCGUUAACCACUGGCGCCACUACCUCCGUACAUGCUGAGGGUCCAGUCACGGGACGCAUUACAUCACCGGCACCUGCAGAGUCUCCUUCUCCCAAAUCACGGAAGAAGAAGAUGAGAGCAGGUAAGAGUCUCAGUAAUGUGAGGAGGGUGACGCAUGCGAUGCGGGAGACUCAGGCCGGGCUAGCCGGUUUACAUCCGCGGACUCGGGAGGCAUUGGCCCUGGACGUUGUUGCGGAGAUAGUAGUUUGGUGGGAGAGAGGCUCCAGCCGGGCGACGAAGCAGCCCAUCACAGCACCUGCUGAGGCGGAGAUGCCAUGUACUGGGGGGCGCACAACAGGUAGGGGGGAGGAGGCGGAGCACAGCGGCCCCCCCGGGAGGAGCAUGGCCGGACGUAUAUUAGGGGAGGAUGUGAGGACGGUGCCUACGCAGCGACCGUCACAGGCAGGAGUCGUUUUGGAGUCUGGUACCGAUGAUUUGGAGAUGCCUUGUGGCCAGCGGAGGAGGGCUUCCGUGUACGACCUUCUUCGAGCACAGCAUGGGGUUGACGCGACGCCACAGAGGGGGGUUCAUGCUCCGGAUACUGCGCACGGGCCGAUAGGCGGCACAGGUGGCGACGACGGUGUCAGAGGUGCGGUGCCGCGGCGGAGGAGGAAGGACAUUGUGGACGACGAUGAUGUUUAGUCCCACCAUUAGUCCUCUUUCACCCUGUAUUUCUUAGUAGUGUAUAUUAUACUUAGUGCUUCGGAUGA